GUACAGGUGGUAUGAACCAUAUAUAUAGUAUUGUAUUAAAUAAUUAUUUUUGUUUCCUAGAUCUGAUCAAGUUUGUAGCCCGGAUUUACAACAAAACGUACAUCUUCGGCCCAACUGAACGGUUCAAAGAGCAAACUUAACAACUGAAUCAAUCAUCCUGCAAAGUUUGUGAUGGGCCAAUAAUUAUUUAACAUUUUCUGUAAUAUCAAAGAUAUCAUAUACCCUUUGUUUGGACAGGUGUAUUUAGGAAACAAUAAAAUAGAGAUGGUAGAAUAAUUUUCUAUGAUUUGGAUGAAGGAAAAUUAAGAGAGGUUGGAAUUGAAUUUUUGUGGGACCAACUACAAAAAUAAUUAUUCUCUUAUAUGUUGAUUCAAGUUGAUGAGUCAACCUACUCAACCUCUCUUUAAUUUGUUGGAUUGAUAGACUAUGUGAGUUGGUUGAUUAGUUGAGUCACCUGAUCCGCGUCUCUUUUCUUGGCUUGUUUGGUAUCGAGGGAACUCUUUCACUACCAUCUCCCAUCUUACCCCCGAAAAUGGAAAGCAAUUUCCACGUAGAUGUUGUGGACUCCGCUAUGGAUUGCAUCGAAGCAGUCAUUAUGGAACUCACCCCCAAUAAACUCAAACUCGCUGUUGCCGUCAACACCAUGGCCACCAUAAUCGACGACCUUCUUCAGCGACCAAGCCUUCGCAAUCACACUCCAUAUUUUCCAUCUUCCGUCCCUACGCAGGCACCGAUACCAGCCGCCAUCAUAUCAACUUCGCCUCCCAUGCCGAUUCCACCUCUAUGCCCCACAAUCAUGCAACAACAUCCCACACCCUUGCCGGCUUCGCUUACCUUUGUUGUCCUGCCCCUCCUUGCUAACAACAAGCCCCACGCGUCCUCCGGCCGCCGCUGGGCAUUUCCCAAAUCCGCAAGGAGUAUCCCAUCCAUCGCAUCCUCCCCUCGGACCUCCGCUCAUUUCCCUUAGUCACGUUCGCCGCCAAGGUCAGGGACAAGGAGCUCGACCACUCCUUCCUCCUCACCUUUUACGGUACUAUCGACACUGUAAAAUGGCUCUACUUCUGCAACACUAACCUUCAUUCACUCAUUCCUUCACCCAUUUUAAUUUGGGUCUGGUUCGGAUUUUGAAGCCAUGGUUUGAAGUCCCAACACCUUGAGGACAAUGUGUUUUUGGUGGGACAGAGAAUGUUAGGAAGAAGGACUUACAGGAAGAAGAGGCAAGAAUGCUGAGCUGGCAUGAGGGUAGUGGUCGUACCAGAAAUGUUGUCUGUCAUCACUUUCAAUUAUUCCCUUUGUUCCAUUUAUCACUGCAUUUUGUUAUUUGGGUAGAA
Glycine soja is the source of this 1331-nucleotide messenger RNA. RefSeq lists its product as uncharacterized. The coding region runs from base 533 to 967 and encodes 144 amino acids. Lineage: Eukaryota; Viridiplantae; Streptophyta; Magnoliopsida; Fabales; Fabaceae. The transcript has 2 exons. The record is from RefSeq and is a predicted model, not a curated record.